This is a messenger RNA of Venturia canescens, 3403 nucleotides long. It is a transcript of the gene Nmdar1, whose product is annotated as NMDA receptor 1. Gene Ontology annotation, biological process: chemical synaptic transmission; monoatomic ion transport; ionotropic glutamate receptor signaling pathway. Gene Ontology annotation, cellular component: NMDA selective glutamate receptor complex; synapse; plasma membrane. Bases 223 to 3165 code for a protein of 980 amino acids. Gene Ontology annotation, molecular function: NMDA glutamate receptor activity. The record is from RefSeq and is a predicted model, not a curated record. The transcript has 15 exons. Lineage: Eukaryota; Metazoa; Arthropoda; Insecta; Hymenoptera; Ichneumonidae.
ACUCGGAUGACGUUUGAGUGGGCGGUGGACUCUCGGUUAACGGUCCUCGUCUCUUGUAUUAGAAUAUAUUUCUCGGGAAUAUGGUGUUGAAGGAAUUUGGAGGAACGAGUAAUUUUUGAUUGCGUGCGCGGAGCAACGUAGUAUUAUAAAAUAUUAUCUCGGUGUCUCGAGAAAUAAGAAGCGAGAAGCGCAUUCUUCUUCGGUAUCGGGUGAUUCCGCACGAUGAGUACGGAGUACGGGAAAAUGGCUCGACGACGGGAAUGGAGAAAGUUGGCUCUGUGUUUGUUUUUGGUGAUUGAGGGAUACGGGCUCUGUACGACAACAGGAGCGAUCGGUCACGAUAAUCCAACUUUGUACAAUAUCGGGGGUGUACUUUCCAACAACGAGAGUAAAACACAUUUUGAGAACAUAAUAAAGACGCUCAACUUUGAUCUGCAUCACGUAAACAAGGGAGUUACUUUUUAUCACACGGUUAUCGGGAUGGAUUCAAAUCCGAUACGUACGGCGUUGAGCGUAUGCAAAUCGUUGAUCGCCCAGCGAGUUUACGCGGUGGUCGUCUCUCAUCCCCUAACGGGAGACCUCUCACCGGCGGCUGUAUCGUACACCAGCGGUUUUUAUCACAUACCCGUUAUUGGGAUUUCCUCCCGCGACUCGGCCUUUUCCGACAAGAACAUCCACGUGUCGUUCCUGAGGACCGUGCCACCGUACUCGCAUCAAGCGGACGUGUGGGUCGAGCUCCUCAAACAUUUCAAUUACAUGAAAGUUAUAUUUAUUCAUAGCUCCGACACGGAUGGUCGGGCCUUGCUCGGCCGUUUUCAAACGACUUCCCAGAGCCUCGAGGACGACGCGGAGAUCAAAGUACACGUAGAAUCGGUGAUCGAGUUCGAGCCGGGUCUCGAUAACUUUACCGAACAAUUGAUGGAGAUGAAGAACGCCCAAGCGAGGGUCUGCCUCAUGUAUGCCUCAAAAACGGAUGCGACAGUGAUAUUCAGGGACGCUUCGGCAUUAAACAUGACCGGUGCCGGUUACGUAUGGAUCGUAACGGAACAGGGCCUCGAGGCGACAAACGCACCUGAGGGACUUUUGGGGCUCAAGUUGAUAAACGCAACCGAUGAGAAGGCACACAUACGAGAUAGCCUAUACGUACUCGUGUCGGCGUUACGAGCGAUGAACAAGACCGAGGAUAUUACCGAAGCUCCUACAGAUUGCAACGAUUCGGGAUACAUAUGGGAGACCGGAAAGAGAUUGUUCAAAUACAUAAGGGAACAAAUAUUGGAGAAAGGGGCGACGGGACGAGUCGCCUUCGACGAUAACGGAGAUCGUAUAUUUGCCGAAUACAACAUCGUAAAUAUUAAGGAACGAGGGGAGAAAGAUUCGGUCGGACGAUACAUCUAUUCCGAGAGCGCUGCUAAAAUGAGGCUGAUGCUCAACGAAUCUGGUAUAAUGUGGCCCGGUCGUUUGAAAACUAAACCAGAAGGUUUUAUGAUUCCGACGCAUCUCAAAGUUUUGACGAUCGAAGAGAAGCCUUUCGUUUACGUGCGUCGGGCGAGCGGAGACGGAGCAGCCGAAUCAUCUUGUCUACAGGACGAAGUUCCAUGUCCGCAUUUCAAUACUACGAGCGGCGAUCGCGAUCUCGCUCGGUCUUUGACAGGGGAAGCUGUCUCGUACUGCUGCAAGGGAUACUGCAUGGAUCUUCUCAAGGAACUCUCGAAAACGAUAAACUUUACCUAUAGCGUGGCUCUCUCGCCGGACGGACAAUUCGGCAGUUACAUGAUAAAAAAUAGCUCGACAGGCGGUAAGAAAGAGUGGACCGGGCUGAUCGGUGAAUUGGUUAACGAGCGGGCCGAUAUGAUAGUCGCCCCCCUGACCAUAAAUCCGGAGCGCGCGGAAUUCAUAGAAUUCAGCAAACCGUUCAAGUACCAAGGCAUCACCAUCCUCGAGAAGAAACCUUCGAGAUCGUCGACCCUCGUCUCGUUUUUACAACCGUUCAGCAACACUCUGUGGAUCCUGGUGAUGGUGUCGGUGCACGUAGUGGCGCUAGUUCUGUACCUCCUCGACCGGUUCUCGCCAUUCGGGAGGUUCAAACUAGCCAACACUGACGGCACCGAGGAGGAUGCUCUCAACUUGUCGAGCGCGAUAUGGUUCGCUUGGGGUGUACUCCUCAACAGCGGCAUUGGCGAGGGUACACCGCGAAGCUUCUCGGCCCGCGUACUCGGUAUGGUUUGGGCGGGCUUCGCCAUGAUAAUAGUAGCCUCGUACACCGCCAACUUGGCCGCUUUCCUCGUUCUCGAGAGGCCCAAGACCAAACUCACCGGUAUCAAUGACGCUCGGUUACGAAACACGAUGGAAAAUUUGACUUGCGCGACGGUCAAAGGUUCCGCGGUCGACAUGUACUUCAGACGACAAGUCGAAUUGUCCAACAUGUAUCGCACCAUGGAAGCCAACAAUUACGACACGGCCGAGAGAGCGAUACAGGAUGUCAAAAUCGGUAAACUCAUGGCUUUCAUAUGGGACAGCUCUCGUUUGGAAUUCGAAGCUGCCCGAGAUUGCGAAUUGGUUACCGCCGGUGAAUUGUUCGGUAGGUCAGGUUACGGUAUAGGAUUGCAAAAAGGUUCACCCUGGGCGGACGAGGUCACCAUAGCUAUACUCGAUUUUCACGAGAGCGGGAUUAUGGAAAAGCUGGACAAGCGAUGGAUUUUACAGAAUAACGAGCAACAGUGCGAACAUCAGGAAAAAACACCGAAUACCCUCGGGUUGAAAAAUAUGGCGGGUGUAUUCAUACUCGUUGGCGCUGGAAUAAUCGGCGGUGUUGUACUCAUCAUCAUAGAGAUGGCCUACAAGAAACAUCAGAUCAGAAAGCAAAAAAAGCUUGAAUUGGCGAGACACGCGGCUGACAAAUGGAGGGGACUCGUCGAGAAGCGUAAAAAACUGCCACGAACUAUGACACCGCAGCAACGACGGAUUCAGAGCAACGGGCUGAACGAUCCGGCAACGGUGAGUCUCGCUGUCGACUCGGCGGUACCUCGUUCGAUCCUCCCACCGAGAAGUCCCGGACGUGCCUGGCCCGGUGACAGCGAUAUACGACAACGAACGUCCCCUCGCACGGACGAUAUACGACUAUCACCCGCCGCUUACACCGUCGACGUCUCUCAUCUGAUAGUCUAACAACAACUAUUCCUCUAUCGAUGUUAGAAUUAUUAUUUUUAUGUGCGGGGGGGAGCGUUUCAAGAGAUAACGCCAGCUAGCACCAACAUGCCAACCAGCAUUAUCGAUCAUAGAUGUCGAUCAAAAAUCAUCGUUGUAUCGCUCUCUCUCUCUCUCUCUCUCUCUCGUUGUCGAUUACGAAAAAUUCAAUAAUUUUUUAACACGCUUCGAGUGGAAAUAAAUUUGCCUCUCCCGUUAA